Messenger RNA from Maudiozyma saulgeensis, 2814 nucleotides. The record is from the annotation of a GenBank genome assembly. Lineage: Eukaryota; Fungi; Ascomycota; Saccharomycetes; Saccharomycetales; Saccharomycetaceae.
AUGGAAUUAAAUAGCCCUUCACCAGGCAAGAAACAUAUACAAUCAAAUAGUAAAGUAUUAGCUAACAAUGAAAUCAUGACGCCCUCCCCUAGAAGGAGACUCUCCUCAAAGACAAAUUCGUUAAAUUUAAACUCAUCAUCGUCAUCGCUAGGUACAUCAUCAAAACAAACAAUAGGACUCAACACAAAUUAUAGGAUAGUGCGUAACCUGAAAUUAUUGUUAAGGAAAACAGCUGGUCUGGUUUAUCCUGUGCAAGAAUCGUCACAAGCUUUGUUAAAUAGUUCGCUGGACCUUGCCACUACGGUUGUAGGUCCUGCUACAUCUCAACCAUCUUUACAAGAUAUUCUUAAAUAUGCCAAUCUUCAUAAUAAGUCAUUAUUGUCUGAGAAUAUAUCUAAAAUAUGUUGCAAAUUACAAUCAGAAGGUGUGUUUUUAGAAAAAAUAACAAGAAAUAAAAGAAGAUGGUACCUGUUCAAACUAGAUAGUGAAAGUAGUUCCCUUAUGUGGAAACAAGGUAACAAAAUAUUAGAAUUGGAUUCAAUAAGAGAUGUCAGGAUUGGGAAAAUGGCUAGCAACUACCGUGAAGAGUAUGGUAUCUCAGAUAGCUAUGCCGACCUUUGGUUAACAAUAAUAUACAGUGCGUCAAAUAAACUAAAAGCAUUACACGUAAUCGCAGAGGAUAAAGAUAGAUUUGAUGCGUUCUUAAAUGUCAUAUGUGGAUUAGUUUCUAGAAGGAGAAAAUUGAUGGAAAGUAUAUCGAUUCCUGACAGUGAACGAUUUGCAAAAAUUCAUUGGGAGACCACCGUUUCAGAACGGGAAGAAGAUAGGUCGAGUGAUACUCUGACAUUUAUGGAGGUUUCAAAACUUUGUAAGCGAUUUCACAUUUACUGUUCAAAGGACCAUUUAUGGAAAAUAUUUAAUAUUGCAGAUGUUAACAACAACCAAUUAUUAAACUUUAAAGAAUUCCAACAUUUUGUCGAAUUACUCAGAGAACGUAACGAGGUGAAUCAUAUUUGGAAAAAGCUUGUUAAAAAUCGAACAUCUAUGAAUCUGGACACUUUCUGGUACUUUCUGAGGUAUGUUCAAAUGGAGGACGUGCUCACGGAGAACGAAUGUGAGAUUCUCUUUGAUAAGUAUAAAAAUCCAAAGACCCUGUUACUGGAUGAAGAAGCCUUUCUUCAGUAUUUAAGAAAUGUCCCCUUUAUGACAGAUGAAGCAGAAAAUUCAUUUGAUUAUUCAAAACCCUUAAAUCAUUACUUUAUUGCAUCGUCUCACAACACAUAUUUACUCGGGAAACAAAUAGCCGAAACCCCGUCCGUGGAGGCUUAUAUUCAAGUCUUACAACAGGGUUGUCGGAGUGUUGAAAUUGACAUUUGGGAUGACGAAUGUGGCCCGGUGGUAUGUCAUGGAGUACUGACAGCAGCUAUUCCUUUAGGAAAUGUUCUGAAAGUUAUUAGAAAAUACGCAUUUAUAUCAUCUCCGUUUCCAUUAAUCAUCUCAUUAGAAAUUCAUUGUGAUAAAAAUAACCAGAAGAUCACCAAGGAGAAAAUAGAAAAGAUAUUCGAAGGUUUCUUAUAUACCGAUGUAAAGGAUAAUGACGAUUUGCCAUCACCGUUGGAACUUCGUCAUAAGAUUAUUAUAAAAUCAAAAAAGCCCAAGCAUUAUGAUGCUGAAGCACAGAUCUUCACAACAGAAAGUUCCCCAAAGGCUGGUUCCUCUUCGAAUCUUGAUUACUCCUCUACUUUUGGAAGUUCUCAUUAUGAUGACUCUGAGGAAUACACAUCUACGGGCAGUACUACUACAAAGUCUCGUAAAUCCUCAAUAUCGGGAUCAAAACCAAUCAAUAAUAUCCAACAGAUGUCACCUAAUGAACCGACUAAUUUCAAUAGAAUCAAGAGAAUUGGUACCAUUGCUGGGCGCGUCGUGGUUAUUAAAGAUUUAAUAGACAUAUCUGCAAUAUAUGGUGUAAAAUACAGAAAUUUUUCUUUACCUGAAUCAAAAACGGUUUCACAUUGUUUUUCUUUAAAUGAAAAGAAAGUUAAUAGUAUGUGUAAGGACAUUUCACUCAAAGUAUCUCUAGAUAAACAUAAUAGGAGGUAUCUUAUGCGACUUUAUCCCCAUGUAUUCAGAUAUAAAUCAACAAAUUUCGAUCCGAUAUAUUACUGGAAGUUAGGUAUUCAAAUGGUGGCUACUAAUUGGCAAACAAAUGAUUUAGGACAGCAAAUAAAUUUAGCCAUGUUUCAAUUGACUAAUCAGAAGAAUGAAAUUGCACAUUCAGGGUAUGUCUUAAAACCUUUAUCAUUAAGAUCAAAGGUUGGCAAAGUUAAUGAAUUAAUCUCGAUGUAUAAAAAAUUGCGUGAUGAAAACUUGUCUCAACCUACAGAAGUCAAAAUUAAAAUAUUAUCUGGACAAUUACUCCCAAAGAUAGAGCCUAGUUCUACAAGUGAUAGUGAUUUUGCACCUUAUGUAAUUGUAAAGUUCAUUAGUGAUGAAGAAUCGAUUAUGAAUCCAGUUCACUACAUGAAAAAUUGUACGAAAUUGUCAGAUACAGAGACUAGAAGUGGAUCAUGUCCAGGUAAUGGAUUCAAUCCUGUUUGGAAUGCAGAGAGUAAUAUUACUUUGAGUUCCUUAGACUUUAGCUUUAUCCAUAUUAUUGUAAAGACAGGUGAAACCAUGUUAGCUUCCUGUACCAUUAAGAUUGAUUAUUUAAAACGUGGUUAUCGUCAUUUACCAUUGUACAGCAUUGAUGGAGAACGUUAUAUCUUCUCUACACUCUUUAUAUAUUCAGAAAUCUCCCAAUCAGAGAUAGAAUGA